UUUCUGUCAACUACGAACUCUCGAUGGAAAAGGUUCCCGGUAGCGGUUGUCAACGACGCUGUCGCGGAAAACCGUCGCGUAUAAGAUUUUCGUGCGUGAACGCGGCCGACGCCGAUCUCGAGAGCCUGAACCCGUCCUGGAUCGCACGUGGCUCUAUAAUUCGCGGAUAAUCCAUCGGUCUGAUCGGCGAUCCUCGAACUUCCGACGGUGAACACAUGUGCUACAUCGCCGAGGAUACUAUCGUCCGCCAGUGAUACAGUGUCGGGACUAGUUCUCAGGAUUAUCAGGAUUCAGCGUGAAAAACCGUGGCACGCGGAGGUGGCAGUGAACUGGACGGUGUACCUCGACGCCUCGAUCGAUCGAUAGAUCCCGGUGGACCGUGGAGGCGUCGCGCGAGUGGAUCGACGGAUGACAGUUAAGAAUCGCGGAGUCCAGUGUCACGUGGCUGAGUGCGGGAUAGUGGCACGUGGCUAGGUGUCCGAUCUCGAUACGUUUUAACGAACAGGUGCUUCGGAUCGUUCCUCUGUACCGUGUCGGGGGAAAGGGAAAAAGGAUAAUCGGUCUCGUGUGAACGGUGGACGAGUAUCGGGGAGGUGGAUCGGAUAAUUAAGAGGGUGCCAGGUAAAAGCGGAAACGUGGAAAUGAGGCAAAUCACCGGACUUAUCCGAUGAGCGACGCGCGUCUUCGUGAGAAGCCGGUGUGUGGCCAGGGGACCGGAGAGCGAGCGCCGGCCGCGGGGAUAAUUAAUUUGGGUACUAAUUAGUCUAGCACCGGGGCGGGUGCCGGACCGGCGAGAGAGAGAGGCGGAGGGGCGCGCGGACAAAUGCGCGCGAAGGGUCGAGGCGGUUUGAUCGGCGGAUUUGCUGAUUAAACCUCCGUCGUUGGAUGACCCGGAAGGAUCCGGCUGAAAGGGCGGGCUAAUGAGACUAGACCUCGAGGAAAUUUCUCGCGAGAAUACGAUACUGGAGGGACGGCCCGCGGUUCCCGUGGCUCUGAUGGAUUCCGGCGCGGAGGGAUGAGGACGGACACGGUGUUCCCGUCGAGAGAGAGCGACCGCUAAGUCUCGAGGUUGUAAUCUAAUUUGGGUUUUAAGUGAUCGAGGAUACCCGGCGGAUUCGAUUGAUGCUGUGCUGGAGGGAUUAUUAUAAUCAACCGGGGAUAUGCUCCGGGGUUGCCGCACGGACGAUACACUGGGACCAUUCGGGAUAACGAGACGAACAACGGGCAACACGAUUUUCCGGUGGAUUCGCGCGUUAGCAUCCGCUGUUUUGUUUGACAAGGGCGGAGAAGCCGGAAGGAGGUCACAGGUUUGGGGUAGGUCCGCCACUCCUAGUCCUUCCCCGAAGGUAUAGAGCGUCUCGAUCGAUCCGGAUCGAUCAGGUUUCGCCCGAAGUUUGGGUGUAACUUGUACGGACCGUCUUAAUUGACGAUCGUUAAACCGCAGUUUCGGAUGUAAAUUGUUUUAUCCGAGUGUGUUGCGAUUCGAUCCUUCGAGAAACGCAGGGGAGUGAACGGUAAUAUGUUCAGUGGAUUUUGCUGAGGCUGCAUAAAGGCUGGCCGCUGCGAGGAAAAAUGGAGGAUCGCGUUUGAAAAAAGAAAAACACCGAGAACCAGCCCUCCGGCUGUCCUACAAGCAGGCUCGUCGAAAAGGGUGGAUUGUCUCGCGCGAGCGACUGAAAGCAUCCGCUCGGAUCCCGCGAACGGUCCACCGUAAAUCGCGCAAACGAUUAUAACGGGCAAAAAGAAGAGGAACGAAAAAUCGCGGCCGGCUUUGAAAGAAAACUGUGGCGAACCCGGCCCCUGAUUACUCCACACCCCGGCGAGCCCAUUAAAAAGGGAAAAACACCGCGACGCGGCUGUCUGAGAGCGUCCGACGGUUGUUAAUAACUAUCCCGGCGAAAAAUACGGUGACCGCUCUACCGAGAGAAUCGACGAUAAUGAUUCCGGAAGGGAAAUAUAGGAAAUUCACACCUUGAUGAACUUGACGGGAGGAUACUCGAAUAAAAGUGACCGGAAGGGACACGGUGGGAGUUACCGCGGUGAUCUCGCUCGUAAAUGAAAUGAUUGUUCUACUGGAAAAUCGAUGAUAACGAAUCUGCAGGGAAAUCUCUGAAAAUUCGUCCCUUGACGGACUCUGAAGCAGAAUAUUCUGAAAAGAGCAAGUGGACUUGAUUAGUAUGGGAAGUAUACUAUGGGAAAAUUCAACAUAGGAAGUGCAUAUAGAAACCAUUAAGAAACCACCCCUUAACGAACUUCGACAAUGCACCGAGUGACUAAAGGGAAUUAUCAUUUACUUGCACAAUUUAAGGAUUAUUCCAUGAGAAAAUCGAAGUUAGUGAACAUACGUGGACAGUAAUCGAAAGCCACCCCCUGAAUAUUCUAAAAAAGAAUAUUCUAAAGAGUAAGGAAGGAGUAAGUGGAUUUUAUUAGCAACACUAGUGAAGAACACGAUUAUUCUUCGAAGAAGUACGAGACUAAGUAGAAAGUAUCAAGAAAACCACCCUUAAGCUCUAAAAGAGAAAACAUCCAAACCGAUGAAACGCAGCGAGCAAAUUUGAUUAGCCACGCCGAAGAAAAUACUACUUAUAUCAGCGGAAUAUCGAAGAUAGCGGAUCUACCGUGGGAAUAUAAAGAAACCCCACCCCUGGAGCAUCGGGAAAGUAGAGGGAAGCUAUUCGAAAAAUAAAAGUGAUCGAAAGCAACCAGUGGAUUUGAUUAGCAGUCGCCCGGUUGGAAGUAAUAAUAAUAAAAUUGCACGGCGAGGGUGGGUGGUGCAGUCGUCAAAUGUUGAGCGAACGAUGAGACACUCGAGGUUACAAGCGGGGUGGAGUGGCUCUUCAAUCGGCGGAUCGUACUCCAGGUGCGGCAAGUGUCCGACUAAAAUGUGGCUGCCGUUGCUGGUGCUCUGCUCCCUUCUGAGGACAGGGGCGGCGAUCAAACUUCUGAGGCUAGAAGUGCCAAGUAUAGCGGAUCCCAGGUUGGAUAAAGUGACUCUGAGGUGCGAGUACGAUCUGGACGGCCUGGAUUUGUACUCGGUGAAGUGGUACAAGGACGGCGCCGAGUUCUUCAGGUACAUGCCCGAAGCGAAGCCACAAGGCCGAGACUUCCCCGUCGAGGGCGUCUACGUCGAUGUAGAUAGAAGCGACUGCAAGCAAGUGACGCUGCUGGGACAGGCGAACACGAGCAAAGGUAAGGUGAACCUCGUGGGAUCGUAUGGCUGCGAGGUGUCCACCGAGGCGCCGAGCUUUCUGACAAUCUACGAGGUGGCGAACAUGAGCGUCGCCAUACCGCCGAGCGAGCGUCCCAGCCUCCAAGGGCUCCGACCAUCCUACGAAGCCGGCGAGAUCCUUCACGCGGAGUGCACCUCGGCGCCGAGCUAUCCCGCCGCGGCGCUUGCUUUCAUCCUAAAUGGAAAAGAGGUGAGCAAAGGUUCGACGAAGGAACUGCCGACCAGCGGGCCCACGGAGAACAGCAUCGUGUCAUCGACUCGAUUGAGCCUGUCGUUGCGCCUGGAACGACACCAUUUCCCUGGCGGUACCCUAAGCCUGACCUGUCAGUCCACCUUACCGGGAAUCAAAGGCGCUAGAGCAGCAUUGGAGAGGACAGAAACUGCGACGCUCGCUGCCAGCAAUCAGCGGCUUGCCCAGGAACCGCCGCGAUCCGGCUCCGGUUUCAACAUUCCCAUCCUGUCUACCAUGGUUUGCUGUCUGCUGGCAACCAUCAGAUCGGUUUCACGCGGUAACGUUUCAUUUCUGCAUGCAUAAUCGCCGGGACACUCACGAUUAUCGAUUAUUUAUCUCGCAUGGGACAUCAUUCAAGAGACACUCGGGCGGUUUUCACCGGAUAUCUACUAGGAACUAGCUCUUACGGAAAUGUUAGACAUAUUUUUUUAUCGAUAACCGAGUCAUCGAGAUCAGGAACAACAUAAAUCGAGUUUCCUUACUUUAAUCGUACGCGUUUGGUUAUCGGAAUGAUCGUUCCUCGUUUCGGAAGAAUUCACGAGAAGUCUUAUGCGGUCUCUGAUCUCGCGAGUUCAAUUAACCUGCAGAUUUUUAUGCAAAUAUAGAUGCUUAUGAUUCGAUCGAUCAUUGAAAUUGGGUUUUCUAUUUCAGUCUUCUAAGUUUGCGUUUGAAUUGCGUUGAAACCGACAUUCUAUAAAUGCAUAAAAUCCGCAGUUUAAUGAUAAUGUAUAUUUAGAAGACGAAAACCCUGCAAACCAUUAAGUUCGAUAUUCCGAUAAAGUGACUUAGAGAGUCGUAUGAUCAUCUAGGUUAUCGCUCAGCGAAUGGCGAAUAUUCCAGUGACACUUUAUAUGACCCUAUACUUAGAUCUCAUUACAUACUUCUGUUCCAAUUAAUUAAUCUACUGUGCUUUUAACGUACUUUAAUUUUCAUCUUUCAUCAUUUGUUCGAUUUAGCAUGUAAAUCGGUGAUAAUACAACAUAACGUCAUUAAAUAUUGCAACGCGUUUGACAAAGCAUGUCAGCCAAAGGAAACGACGAAUCCUCAUCCAGAACAUGUAUUCUACCUCCAUCUACAUGUACUCUCCCCCUUUCUCAUGCACAAAGGAUUACCGACGCAAGAAGCGCACGCCAAAUAUAUUUUUAACAAUUACUUUUUACAACGGGCACACGAGAGUCAAGCUGUGUCACUUGAAUGACGUUCCCCGUCAGAGAGAUCGCGCUUGUUAGCUGGGGAAACGGAUCGACUCGACGGUUCAAUCGUCGAAUCGAUCGGUUUCGCUGCCAUCUUGGCCCGCCAUGUUGCGCCGAAGUUUUCCUUCUCUGACGUCGCUGUGGAUUAUUAUUGCGGGAUGUUCGGGCGACCCUUUAGAUCGUUCUUUGAAGCAUUUAGCGUUGACAGCGAUUGGCGCCGGGAAUCAACCUUUAACCCAGUAGGUCACGUCCGAAUUGCUCGAAUUGGAAAACUUUGGCACGAUAAUGUGCGGUAUAAAAGGAAUUUUAUUAGCUUACUUUCAGCUCUAAUUAGAAAUUGGAGAAUCGUUGCCAGUAAACACUUUGGAUUUCGCGUUCUUUUGAUUCUUUAACCCUUUGCACUCGAGAGGCGCCUUCCAGUCAUUUGAUUUGACCCAACGUUGUAAAAUUGAAAAUUCAAUAUUAAAUUUUAUACAACGUCCGAACAUGAAACAUCGAAAUAAAAUAGUU
Molecule: messenger RNA, 5164 nt
Organism: Nomia melanderi (Alkali bee)
Lineage: Eukaryota; Metazoa; Arthropoda; Insecta; Hymenoptera; Halictidae
Source: RefSeq, a predicted model, not a curated record